This is a messenger RNA of Seriola dumerili (greater amberjack), 433 nucleotides long. RefSeq names its product NADH:ubiquinone oxidoreductase subunit A1 (gene ndufa1). The transcript is spliced from 3 exons. Bases 148 to 360 code for a protein of 70 amino acids. Lineage: Eukaryota; Metazoa; Chordata; Actinopteri; Carangiformes; Carangidae. The record is from RefSeq and is a predicted model, not a curated record.
UUUGUUUUCUGGUAGAGGAGUUCAGGUCAUCCGGGCGGUCGACAUUUUGUUAGCUUCUUAGCAAAAUAAACUAUCGAGGUUAGUCUCGGGGCAACUUGGUUGUCCUCAAAGUUGCUCUCAGUCGCCUGACAGUUGAACUUUGUAAUCAUGUGGUAUGAAAUUCUGCCCGGCUUCGCCAUCAUGACCGUGUGUAUGAUCAUUCCCGGCGUCGCCACCGCACAGAUCCACAAGUUCACCAACGGAGGAAAGGAGAAGAGAAUCGCUCGGGUUCCGUGGCACUGGUAUCUGAUGGAGAGAGAUAGGCGAGUGUCGGGAUCAGGACAGUACUAUGAAUCCAAGGGACUUGAGAACAUCCACUGAUGACCAGGAACAUGAAGACCCUGAUGAGAAAAAAGUUCUUUGUUGUACAUUAAAGGAUUAUAUUUAACAUUCA